Notolabrus celidotus (New Zealand spotty) is the source of this 2314-nucleotide messenger RNA. Its product is annotated as gastrula zinc finger protein XlCGF57.1-like. The coding region runs from base 126 to 1913 and encodes 595 amino acids. NCBI's taxonomy places the organism in Eukaryota, Metazoa, Chordata, Actinopteri, Labriformes, Labridae. The record is from RefSeq and is a predicted model, not a curated record. The transcript is spliced from 2 exons.
GGGAGGAGCAUGGAGGUAUCAUGUGUGAUGCAGCUCCACCAUCUUCUAUUGAAACCACGCGCUUCCUCCAAGUGAUCCAAACUUCGGAGCUUCGGUCUUCAUCUCUCCAGCAAUAGUUUGCUUCAAUGUCCGGGUUUCAGGAUCUUAAAGAUUUAUUCAGCAGGCGGCUGCUCGCUGCGGUUACCAAAGACAAUACAGGACGAACCACAACAUCUUUAUACGAAGAGGAGCUUCACCGCCAGAGAGAGCUGAAGAAAGUGAUUUUAACACCUGAAAUCAAGCUGCAUAGAGCAGAGUUGAGUAAAGAAGAUCCUGAUGAGAAGCAGAGGUGGAGCCCCCGUCUGGACCAUGAGAACACUGAACCCCCGCACAUUAAAGAAGAACAGGAGGAACUCUGGAGCAGUCAGGAGGGAGAGCCGCUUCAAGGACUCGAGGAGGCUGAUCCAACCAAGUUGAAACCGACGGUUCUCCCUGUGAAGAGCGAAGAUGACGAAGAGAAAUGUCAGCUCUUACAGCCUCAUCAGGGACACACUCCCAAUAUGGAAACAGAAGCUGAUAGAGAGAUCUGUGGAGGACCAGAAACAGCAAGGAACUCAGAUCCAGGAGGCGAUACUGAAUCUGAAAACACCUCUGAACCUGAAACUGAAGACAUUUGUAAUCUGGGGGAGACCAACGAGCACGAGUCAGGUUUAAACCCCCCAAAAUCCACCAAAGGCAAGAGAGUGACUGCUAAAACAGUGCAUAGCUGCUCAGAGUGUGGUAAAGAGUUUAAAUGUAAACAAUACCUGAACGAACACAAGGCAAUUCACACGGGAGAGAAACGCUUCAGCUGCUCUGACUGUGGUAAACGGUUUAACCAUAAAGGGUCCCUGAACAUACACAAGGUAAUUCACAAAGAAGAGAGACCCUUCAGUUGCUCGGAGUGUGAUAAACGGUUUAAAUGUAAACGAUACCUGACCAUGCACAAGGUAGUUCACACGGGAGAGAAACGCUUCAGCUGCUCUGAGUGUGGUAAACGGUUUAACCAUAAAGGGUCCCUGAUCAAACACGAGGCAGUUCACACAGAAGAGAGACCCUUCAGUUGCUCGGAGUGUGGUAAACGGUUUAAACGUAAACGAUACCUGAUCACACACAAGGCAAUUCACACGGGAGAGAAACCCUUCAGUUGCUCUGAGUGUGGUAAGGAGUUUAGAGAGAAAUUCAGUCUGACUUCACACAUGUUGGUUCACACAGAAGAGAGACCCUUCAGCUGCUCUGAGUGUGGUAAACGGUUUAAACAUAAAAAGGGUCUGAUCGCCCACAAGGUAAUUCACACGGGAGUGAAACCUUUCAGGUGCUCCGAGUGUGGUAAACGGUUUAAAUGUGAACCGGAUCUGAUCACACACAAGGUAAUUCACACGGGAGAGAAAUGCUUCAGUUGCUCCGAGUGUGGUAAAGGGUUUACACGUAAUGAGAGUCUGAUGAGACACAAGGUAAUUCACACGGGAGAGAAACCUUUCAGGUGCUCUGAGUGUGGUAAAGGGUUUAACUGUAAAGCGGGUCUGAUCAGUCACAAGGUAAUUCACACGGGAGAGAAACCUUUCAGCUGCUCUGAGUGUGGUGAAAGGUUUAGUUAUAGAUCCACUUUGACAUCACACAUGUUGGUCCACACAAAAGAGAAACCUUUCAGUUGCUCCGAGUGUGGUAGACGGUUUAAACGUAAACAUGGUCUGAUCAGUCACAAGUUAGUUCACACGGGAGAGAAACCUUUCAGCUGCUCUGAGUGUGGUCAAGGGUUUACUGUUAAAUCGAGUCUGACUAUACAUAUGUUGAUUCACACAGGAAAGAAACCCUUUUUCUGUUUGGUGUGUGGUAAAACAUUUAGUCGGAAAACAUCUAUAAACAGACACAUGGUAGUUCACAAAGGAGAGUGAGUCUUAAUCUGCUCUGUCUUCGGUAAAGGGCUUUAAGGACACGUGAGAGAAAUGUUGUAGUUGUAGUGUUUGUGACCAUUCGGACCGUUCAGCUAGAAACACAGAAGUGCGUUGGUAGUCAGGCUUCAGAGCGUCACCAAGGUCAAACAGGAGAAGAGAAUGUCAGAAACAGGAGCUGAUGAUGGAGACUGUGGUUAAGACUAGAGCACACCAGUCCAAUAGCUUGGCUUAGAAAAACAUUACAAAGUGCCCACUCUGGUGCCCUUUCAUUCGAAAUUGCAUGAAACAAUGCCCUCUGAAUGUCCCUCAUAUGUAUAAAAUGUUAAAAAGUAUCCUUCUGUUAGACUUAAUGUGAAAAAAAUACUCCUGGAUGUAUACUGUCAAUAAAUUGUUAAAUCGUC